Molecule: messenger RNA, 612 nt
Organism: Entrophospora sp. SA101
Lineage: Eukaryota; Fungi; Glomeromycota; Glomeromycetes; Entrophosporales; Entrophosporaceae
Source: the annotation of a GenBank genome assembly
AUGAACACUGCUUCAAAAACCCGAAAGCCCCAAACUAAUAAUUUUACCUCAAUUUUGGACCAGAUCCUAAAAAAAUAUAACUUAUCCACCGAAUCUAAUCCAUCUCAAUUAUGUGUCUAUGCUAGUGAACUUGGCGCUAUGUUACCAGAUUGGAAAGCUCGUAAAAAUGUGAAAGAAGCUCUUCGUCGACGUCAAUUUAAAGAAGAACAGAUCAAGGCUCUUGUACCGGAUAAAAGGAAUGAAAAACUUACUAUUAGGGAAAGAGUUCAAUAUUGCGCUAAAAGUGGUGAUCCGUAUGAUAUUUACUUACAUGCUUUAGAUUUAGUCAAGACAAAAAAUGAUAGUGAUGAAGAAAUUGUUGCAUCCAGCUCACGUCUUUCGCUUUUCCGUAAGGAAUUGAAAGAAUCUGGAGUUGAUUCUAAAGUAAUUGAUAUAUAUGCUAAAUUUCCAGCACUUACUCAAGAUUCUAACGAAAUUCAGAAGAAGCAACUUGUACAGCGAUUACCCAAUACCUAUAAAGCUAUUAUAUCAGGACUUACUGAUAUUGGCAAAUUUUUUCUUGAUUACUCAUCAUGGAUUGCGGGUGAUAGUAGAUAUAAUGGAAAUAGAUAA